Messenger RNA from Oppia nitens, 1413 nucleotides. RefSeq names its product pachytene checkpoint protein 2 homolog (gene pch2). Gene Ontology annotation, biological process: reciprocal meiotic recombination; meiotic recombination checkpoint signaling. Gene Ontology annotation, molecular function: ATP binding; ATP hydrolysis activity. Gene Ontology annotation, cellular component: nucleus; chromosome. The transcript has a single exon. The coding region runs from base 83 to 1387 and encodes 434 amino acids. The record is from RefSeq and is a predicted model, not a curated record. Lineage: Eukaryota; Metazoa; Arthropoda; Arachnida; Sarcoptiformes; Oppiidae.
GUUGAAAUUGUUUGUGUUUUUCGGCGCUCUUUUGGUUUCAUUUGAAAACAUCAAUUGAAUUGAAGACUUAAUAUCAGACACAAUGAACGAUAUAUGUCUUCACGUGGAAGUGCUUCAAAAACGCAACAGUUAUUGUGAUGCAGAAGAACUCAAGAGUUUGGUAACCAAUUGGAUACAAACAAACUCAGAGUUGGACUCAAUUGUUAAACAAUUGUCUGAACGCAAAGACUCGUAUGUUGUGGUCGAUAAACAACUGCCGAAACAAUUGACCACAAAUGUCGACACUAUUAAUAUAUCGUUGAGUCGAUUCACGACCGCUAAUGAUGACACACCGAUACAGACAUCGAUGGCCACAACAGGCACUUAUAUCGUAAAUUAUUACUUUUAUCAAUUGAAUUACGAGAGCAUCUCCUCUGAGGACAUGGAGUGCGAUGAAGAACAGCUACCGGCAGCCAAACACACGAUUCUUCCGUCCAAUGAAUUUCACAAUCUCUGGGAGAGUUUGGUGUUCAGCGAACACAUCAAAGACUAUUUGUUAGACUUUGUGUUGACUUCAUUAAUCUUCGCCGAUAAGGGAGUUGACACCAAAUUGAUUAACUGGAAUAAAGUAGUAUUACUUCACGGACCGCCCGGAACUGGAAAGACGUCUCUGUGUCGGGCAUUAGCUCACAAACUAUCGAUCCGAUUACGAAACAAAUAUAAGACUUCACAACUCAUUGAAAUCAAUUCGCAUUCAUUGUUCUCCAAGUGGUUCUCUGAGUCGGGAAAACUAGUGAUGAAGUUGUUUGAGAAGAUUAAAGAAUACGUAGAAUUAGACGAUCAGCUUAUACUUGUGUUGAUCGAUGAGGUCGAGAGUCUGGCCCAUACAAGACAGGUAUCGGCCAACGGUACCGAACCAUCCGAUGCAAUACGUGUUGUCAAUGCUUUGUUAACACAAUUGGAUGGCAUUAAAAAUUACCCGAAUGUCGUAAUACUGACCACUUCUAAUGUAACCAACGCUAUAGACUUGGCUUUUGUUGACAGGGCUGACAUCAAACAAUACAUUGGUUUACCAACAGUUGAGACUAUUUACGAUAUAUACCGAUCCUGUAUUGUCGAACUCAUCAAAAGAAGUAUCGUCUCAUGCGAUGAGUCUAUACUAUCUUAUAAUCAGCUUAAAUGCUCGGAACAGUUGGAAGCGUUUGGCACAACUUUUGCCGGCAAUUAUAAACUCUUGCAAAUUGCCGAAAAAAGUUUAUCACUCAGUGGUCGUACUCUACGAAAGAUACCGUUUUUGGCCAUUGCUUUGUUUUCCGGCGGACGUAUUCCCAUAAGUUUUGCUCAGUUUCUUGAAUAUCUAUCCAAAGCUGUCACUAAACAACUGGAAGAAAGAAGUGAUUUACAAUAAUUUAUAACAUAUUUUGUUUUAUUGAU